Messenger RNA from Colius striatus (speckled mousebird), 1807 nucleotides. It is a transcript of the gene TPP1, whose product is annotated as tripeptidyl peptidase 1. The record is from RefSeq and is a predicted model, not a curated record. Gene Ontology annotation, molecular function: tripeptidyl-peptidase activity; serine-type endopeptidase activity. The transcript has 13 exons. NCBI's taxonomy places the organism in Eukaryota, Metazoa, Chordata, Aves, Coliiformes, Coliidae. Bases 29 to 1762 code for a protein of 577 amino acids. Gene Ontology annotation, biological process: proteolysis; central nervous system development.
GAUCACGUGGCAGGGAGGCGGUGGCGGGAUGGCGCGCGGGUGCGGGGCUGUCCCCGCCGCGCUGGUGCUGUGCGCGGCCGCCUGGAGCUGUGCCGCGGGGCUGGCCCUGGAGCGCGACCAGCCGUUCCGCGCGCCCCCGGGAUGGACCCACGGCGGCCGCGUGGACGCGGGACACGAGCUGUGGCUGACCUUCGCCAUCCGGCAGCGAGGCGUGGGACGCCUCGCCCGCCUCGUCGAUGCCGUCUCUGACCCGCUCUCGCCAGCCUACGGCAAGUACCUGUCCCUGGAGCAGCUGCGGGACCUUGUCCAGCCGUCCCCAGCCACGUUCAUGGCGGUGCUGAAGUGGCUGCAGGGCCACGGGGUCCACAAGUGCCAGAGCGUCACCACCCUUGACUUCCUGGAGUGCCACAUGCCAGCCAGCACGGCCGAGAGCCUCCUGCCAGGGGCCGAGUUCCACCGGUACGUGAAGGGCCAGCGCAGCGUCGUGCGCUCGCCGCUGCCCUACACCGUCCCUGAGGAGCUGGUGCAGCACAUCGACUUCGUGGGGGGUCUGCACCGCUUCCCUGCCGAGAGGAAGGUGGUCAGCAGGGCCUGGGCCAAGAAGGAGAUGGAGCCGAGGCAGCAGCACAGAGGCAAAGCAGCUUUCCACCUGGGUGUGACACCAUCCAUCAUCCGCAAGAGAUACAACAUGACGGGGGCAGACGUGGGGCUGCAGCCCAACAACAGCCAGGCCUGCGCUCAGUUCCUGGAGCAGUUCUUCCACCAGGCCGACGUGGCCGAGUUCAUGCGGCUCUUCGGCAGCAGCUUCACACACCGCUCCCAGGUUGACCGAGUGGUCGGGCACCAGGGCACGGGCACGGCCGGGCUGGAGGCCAGUCUGGACGUGGAAUACAUCAUGAGCACCGGUGCCAACAUCUCCACGUGGGUCUUCAGCAACCCAGGGAGGCACGAGAGCCAGGAGCCCUUCCUGGCCUGGCUGCUGCUGCUCAGCAACAUGUCAUCCGUGCCCUGGGUGCACUCGGUGAGCUACGGGGAUGACGAGGACAGCCUGUCCGUGGCCUACAUGCAGCGUGUGAACACCGAGUUCAUGAAGGCAGCGGCCCGGGGCCUCACCAUCCUGUUUGCCUCAGGUGACGACGGGGCCGGCUGCAGGAGGGUGUCCGGGGGGAACCACACGUUCCGUCCCAGCUUCCCAGCCUCCAGCCCCUACGUCACCACUGUGGGUGGGACGGCCUUCAAGAACCCCUUCCUGGUGACCGCCGAGGUGACGGAUUACAUCAGCGGGGGCGGCUUCAGCAACGUCUUCCCCAGGCCCAGCUACCAGGCUGCUGCUGUUGGGCGUUUCCUGCGCUCGGCCUCGAAGCUGCCCCCCAGUUCCUACUACAACAGCAGCGGCCGAGCCUACCCUGACCUGGCCGCCCUGUCCGACAACUACUGGGUGGUGACGAACCGCAUCCCGCUGCCCUGGGUGUCGGGCACCUCGGCCUCCACGCCCGUGGUGGGGGGGAUGCUGGCGCUCGUCAACGACCUGCGGCUGCAGCGGGGGCUCCCGACGCUGGGCUUCCUCAACCCCGUGCUCUACCAGCUGCAGGAGCAGGGACACGGCGCUGCGCUGUUCGACGUCACGGAGGGCUGUCACCUGUCCUGCCUGGACGGCACGGUGCAGGGCCGCGGCUUCUGCGCGGGCCCGUCGUGGGACCCGGUCACGGGCUGGGGCAGCCCCGACUUCCCGCGGCUGCUGCGCGCGCUGCUGCCGCCCUGACGCCGCCGGGGGGCGCGCGGCCAAUAAAGCGCGCGGCUCCGCCCA